Danio rerio (zebrafish) is the source of this 1899-nucleotide messenger RNA. Lineage: Eukaryota; Metazoa; Chordata; Actinopteri; Cypriniformes; Danionidae. The record is from RefSeq and is a predicted model, not a curated record.
CCCCAAUGACCACAUUCACAAGCAUACACCCUACAGCAACAGUUUGGUCUGUCAUCAUUUUGUAAUGAAAAAAUGUGUGCCAAAUACGUUAAUGGGCCGUAUGGGGACAGCACAACAUUCACCACAAACCUUCAUUGACUGUCACACAGUCACUCUAAUAAUUUGUAUGGAAGGCUAAUCAGGAGAGAAACGAGUACAACAUGUACUCGACAACUUUCAGCUUGUUGGUUUUAGGUCUUUGCUGCUUUGAGAUGAAACAAGCAACCAUCAAAUCAUCUUACAUUGGUCCGUAAUUACAUUUUUAUUCUGAAUAUCCAACAGUGAGAUUCAUUAUACAACAUAUCUAUACAUGGUCCACCACUCAUCAAUUCAAACUCCAAGACUGUGUAAAAAAUAUUUGGCAUGGUGUGAUGGCGAUGGAAUCAGUCAUUGAAGUGAAUCAGGGAGAGGGUCAGCUGACAUCGUCUCUCCUGUCCUCCAGUGAAAACAGCCAUCAGCUUUCUCCAGAGACCGGAGAUCUUGACAGGGCAUCUAGUUUGACUCGUGUCUGCAGUAGGGAGCCUUCAGAGUCUGAUCCUCUGCUUUCCACUGCUUUUUACGGGGCAACAGUGAACAUAUCACAAGAUGAGCCACACAAUAUCCAGGAGAUGCCCAGUGAGUCAAUCAGGGCCAUGGUUUUACAGAUUUUGUUUCCAUUCCUGCUUGCGGGUUUUGGAACGGUGCUGGCUGGGAUGUUGCUGGACGUAGUGCAGCACUGGGAUGUUUUCCGUAACGUGACUGAGAUCUUCAUUCUUGUCCCACCUCUGCUGGGCCUAAAGGGAAACCUGGAGAUGACGCUGGCUUCAAGACUUUCCACUGCUGUGAAUGUUGGCAGAAUGAACUGUUCAAGGGAGAAGUGGAACCUGAUCAAAGGAAAUCUUGCCCUCAAACAGGUACAAGCAACUGUUCUGGGCUUCCUGGCUGCUCUUGUGGCUUCGUUUCUUGAAUGGAUCCUGAAAGCUGAGCUGAUUACAAACCAUGUAGCUCUGCUUUGCGGUUGUAGCGUGGUGACGGCAUUCACAGCAUCCCUGCUGCAGGGCAUCUUAAUGGUUGGUGUGAUUAUUGGAUCCAAGAAGGUGGGUAUCAACCCUGAUAACAUAGCCACGCCCAUCGCUGCCAGUUUUGGUGACCUCAUCACACUUGGACUCCUGGCUGUCAUCAGUCAGGGCUUGUAUUACUGCAUGGAACCUUACCCUUAUAUCACCUACCUGGUAUGCCUUUUUUUCCUGUGCCUUACGCCGAUGUGGGUGAUUCUUUCAUUUCACCACCCCGAAAGCCAAAAGUUGCUGUUUUCUGGCUGGGAGCCAGUAAUAACCGCAAUGGUGAUCAGCAGCCUUGGAGGAUUAAUUCUGGACCGAACAAUCACAAAUCCAAAGCUCGAUGGUCUUGUUCUAUACACUCCUGUUAUAAAUGGUGUUGGUGGUAACCUGGUUUCCAUCCAGGCCAGUCGUAUAGCCACAUAUCUUCAUUUCCAGUGUCCCCUGGGCGAGCUUCCAGAAGACACUAAAGGAUGCUACUGCCCCUGCCGCUACUUUUGCUCCAAAGGGCCGAAUGGAAGAUCAGCCCAGGUGCUGCUCACAUUGGUCGCUCCAGGUCAUCUGGUCUUCAUCUACACAAUUUACAUAAUACAAGGCUCCCAAUCUCCACCCACUGCUGUCUUCAUUUUCUUCUACAUCAUUGCUGCAUUUACACAGGUGCUUCUCCUGAUGAGCAUCGCUGAUGUGAUGGUUCAUUGUUUGUGGAGGUACGGCAGGGAUCCCGAUAGCUUCUCCAUCCCAUAUCUGACGGCUUUGGGGGAUCUUUUGGGCACUGCUUUACUUGCACUGUGUUUUUUUCUAAAGUCACUGGUGACGUAAUUUA